AAUAAAAUAAAAAUGUCUGAUUUUAAAGAAAGAGAUCAAAGUUAGUAGAGAGAGAAACAAAACAAACCCUCACCCUCUCCACUACCCAAAAUGUCAGAGAAGCCAAGUAACAGAGCUUAGAGAAGGAACAGAGAAGAGAAGAAGAGAAGAGCGAGAGAACCACCAACGAAAUUCACUCCCUCUUCUCCUCCUUCUUCUUCCUUCGAGUGUCGAUUAUCUCAUCCAUGAAUCCCAGCAAAACAGAAGAGGAUCUCUUCCAUCAUCUGGGCCCACCGGCCCAGAUCAUGACUCAAUCACAACCGUCCAUUCCCAACCCUCAAGAUGACGACCCUUCCUCCUCCUUCUCCCUCCCCGAAAUUGUGAUCUUCAGGUCUUCUUCCUCUUCCUCCUCGCGUUCUCACUCCUCCGCCGACGAAAACGACGACGUUUCCACUCGCCACACGACAAACCCUAAUUCCACCAAUUCGAACCAGAAUGGCCUCCCGCAGCACCAGCAGCCGCCUCCCUAUAUCACUCUGGAUGACCAUAUCUCCACCCAGUUCUACACCUUCAACACCGAAUCCCAUUCCCUCAUGAUUCGAUGCCUUUUGGAGCGCCGCCUUGCCACGCCGGCUGAGAUCCGAGAUGCCACUCCCGGAGCCGUUCUCAAGUCGUGGCGCGCCGUCUGGAAGGACCGGAACGAGGACACGGCUUACCUCACCGCCUGGAAGCGCAUCCAGGACAAGCUCACCGCCCAUGUCGACCAAAACGGUAGCGAAUUCCUCUGCUUCAAGAAUAAUACACAGCAAUUCGUUUCGCAUGUUAACCAGUGGCAAGAAAUUGUUAUGAGUUUUCAUGGUGAUACGGAUAUGAAGCACUUAGGGCUUAAGGAAACAAUUGAUAGAAUUAAGCAGGUCUGGACUGUAGGUGCUAAGUUUUAUGGCAUACCUGAAAGUUACAUUAGGGCUUGUGUUGCUGCCUGUCCUGUUUGCUCGUCCGUCUCUUCUGGUGGAACAGGGAGGAGUAAGCGCCGUAGGUUUGAGUAUACUGAGUCUUUUGAUGUGCCUGCGAAGGAGGUGCCCCAUCGGCUUCAGCAAUUGGCUGCAAAGCACAAGGUCGUGCUUUGCAUUAGGCAGAAGUACAUUAGAUAUAAGCCCUUUAUGGCCGAGGUCAAGGACUAUGCUUGUCAUAGGGCAGGUGAGCCGGUUGCCAAGAAGUCAAAAAUUUUUAAGAGGGAACCAUAUGCAUCUAAACGGUGUGGAUGUGGAUUUCGAAUUCGUGCCAUUGUGCCAAUUGCCAAUUAUAAUGAGAAGGACAAGACUUUUGUCUAUCAAGAAGAAGGGAUGGCUGUUUUCAAGUUAUAUGCUGUACACUCAGGUCACGAGCCAGGACCCUUGGAUGGAAAUGCAAGGAUUAUGCAUAGAGUUGUGGGGCAUAAAGGGGGCUUUUUGUUGGAUCAAGAUACUGUAUAUGGUGUGAGUGAGGAUAUGGAAAAUGAAGCGUUUGGGUUGAUUGGGAAGGAUGAAGGUAAUUUUCAUCUUUCAGUUUUGCAGCAGGUACAUGAAUUGAGAACUGAAGUUGGGUUCUUAGAAGCAAGGAUCGGAAAGAUACCACGUGAGUUAUUGGGCUCGGUAUCUCGGGAUUUAUACGAUAUUGUUAGUAGGGUUAGACGUAUUGGAGAGGAGAAUUUGAAGCCAAUCGGGUUGCUCCAAGAUAAGCCACAUCCUGAUGAUGUAUUGGUUGGGGAGGAUGAUUUGGCUCAUUGGAGUGAUCAUCACCAUGAGCGUAUAUAUGGGAACAGCAAGGAUGCUGAAUUGAUAGAUGACGAUGAAGACAGUUUUGAGCGAACUCUUGAGGAUGUUGUUUCUUGGGACCAGAUGAGGACAGAUUGUAGAAAUCAAAAAGAUUUAAUAGGCGAGUCUUGUAAGUCUGAGAAGUGGCUGAAAUGCAGUAAUUUUGAUGAGAAAAGCAUUCUUGAUUGUGAAGAUACAAAGCUAACCAAGCCCUUAAGACAUGAUGAGGCUUUAGUAGCAGAUGUAGGUCUUGUUGGCAUACAGGUCGAUAGUUUCUACCAAGAUAAUCCAAAAUGGUAUGAUUCUCCUUGUGGAUUGGACUCCAGUGCUGAUUGUGGAGAUGGUGGAUUCAGGCACGGAGAGAUUGUUUAGACUUUCUUGAAGAACUCGAUUAAGCCCUUCUAACAUAUGUGAGUUUAUAGCGGUGCCCCUUCUCAAGUUGGAUGUGGGUUGUACAUUUAUGUAUACAGAAGAUUGGAUCCUCUGACGUGCAUUUUAGGUUCCUUAAGCUGCGUGGUUCUGUAAAGUAUUAGCCCAAUUGGGCUUUUCUGCACAUUCUUUUUUCAUAACUACUUGUUAACCAGGUUUUUGUCAUUUAAAUUUUUAGAGCAGUCCUGACAAUGCCUUUCGGAAAGUAUUUUAUUCAACAUUUGUACUUUUGUUUGAGACUCUGAUAUGAAGUACUAGUGCAUAUUCGGUUUCACGUA
Humulus lupulus (European hop) is the source of this 2479-nucleotide messenger RNA. RefSeq lists its product as uncharacterized. The record is from RefSeq and is a predicted model, not a curated record. The coding region runs from base 225 to 2144 and encodes 639 amino acids. The transcript has a single exon. Lineage: Eukaryota; Viridiplantae; Streptophyta; Magnoliopsida; Rosales; Cannabaceae.